AUGGCGACGCCCAGUGAGCUGUCUCUCGAGGAGAUUCGUAAUUAUUUGCUGGAAAAUGGAGGUACGGCGCGCAAUCACGACCUGGUGAAGCAUUUCAGGCGAUUCUUGACGGACCCGGAGACACGAGUCGAGGCGAGGAAUCGGUUUAAGGAAUACGUCAACACUUUGGCCACCAUAAAGAACGAGGAGGGUGAAAGAUACUUGGUUCUUCGGUAUAAAUAUCGGAAACCUUUCUUAGAUCUUUCGUCUCCUCAUCAAGUAGGAUCCUCUGUUGCCACCCCCGAUCUAGCUAUGCCAGUUUCUCCAUUGCGUGAACCCCCACCUUACCGGCCGCCACCUCCCGCGCCUCUCAGUCCGUCUUCGCCGUCUGUAAACAAUACUCAGACCGGCCUUGAGAUUACGGUAUCAAAUUCUUCUGGCCGUGAGAAUAGUCAAAAUAAUGAUAGUUCGGAAUCUUACGAGACAAUGUCGUCGCCACCCGUUCCACCGCGUCGCAAAAGCCAGGACAAGCUGAAGACGGAGAACAAGGAAAACAUCGACAAAAACAGAGGAAGCUCCUCGGAAGCCGUUAUAAAGGAAGAUGAAACAGCCACGACAACAAAUUCCUCGGCCGAACAGCUCAGCGUUCGCGAGCGGAUGCAACGUUUCAAUCGCAUGGCCAGUGAAACCGACCUUCCCGCUAGACCCACCGAGACGACUACCUCUGUUAGAAAGCGAACUGAAAAAGGCGCCGACGAGGAUGACAGCGCUUCCGUUGCCUCGCAACUGGACGCAAAAGCGCGGGAGUGGCUGGUCAAAGCGGCGCAGGGGGACUAUCAGGCACUGGCGAAGCUGGCAGCCGAGGAACCUCGUCUCACCAGGCUCAAGGAUCCGACUUCCGUGAGUAUAGGUCAUUAAGUUACCGCCAAAUGCUACAAAGUAAUGGGUUCGGCACGAGAAAACCGAGCCGAUACCACGGUCGGCAAUUAAUUGCGGAGCGCCAGGUUCCCUCUCGUAAUCACGCGGAUUCGCAAACCGUUGCCGGGCCCGGCGAGAAGUUUUGCACGUAUAAACAUGCAUGUAGUUUACAUUGCUAAUCGUUGAAAGUAUGCCGCGGCGAAACGAAAGCCGAAACAUAAAUGUCGCGGCAUUAAUUCGUAACUUGUAUCAUAGAACGCGAAACUUCUUCAAGCGCUCGGAUAUUUAAUGCGUAUGCGUUUGUUUUUUUUACAUGCACGUCGGGAUCAUCGUUCGAUCUUCACGGACAUCAUCGUUGGAAAUCACAUGCAGGGUUAUACGGCUUUGCAUUGGAGCGCAAAACACGGUGACGAGAACAUUGUUAAAUUGAUAGCCGGCACCUACAAGGAUUAUAUC
Molecule: messenger RNA, 1353 nt
Organism: Pseudomyrmex gracilis
Lineage: Eukaryota; Metazoa; Arthropoda; Insecta; Hymenoptera; Formicidae
Gene: sowah
Exons: 9
Coding region: 1-897 (298 amino acids)
Source: RefSeq, a predicted model, not a curated record